Molecule: messenger RNA, 768 nt
Organism: Penicillium pulvis
Lineage: Eukaryota; Fungi; Ascomycota; Eurotiomycetes; Eurotiales; Aspergillaceae
Product: putative alanine--tRNA ligase
Exons: 2
Coding region: 1-768 (255 amino acids)
Biological process (GO): alanyl-tRNA aminoacylation; regulation of translational fidelity
Molecular function (GO): alanine-tRNA ligase activity; nucleic acid binding; Ser-tRNA(Ala) deacylase activity
Source: RefSeq, a predicted model, not a curated record
AUGGCUAUCCCUACAGAAGCACUAUACCUGCACGACGCCUCUCUGCGAGCUCUGACAACAGAGAUUGUGUCGUAUCAACCUAUCUCAUCACUUCCAGAAGAUGAGAAAGGGCUAGCAAAAAAUUUCGGCUCAGAUGAAUCAGCUAUGACAACGCGCCAAACAAUUCUGUACCCACAAGGAGGUGGACAACUCAGCGACACUGGCACCAUCACAGUCGCAAACCAAGAGCCUAGCUUCACAGUGUCCCUGGUCCGCAAGGCGCAAGACGGCACAAUUAUCCAUUUUGGAAAGCCCAGCAAUGGCGAUUCGUCAUCUUUUUCCAAGGGCCAGAUUGUUGUACAGAGGGUUGACGGUGCCAAACGGGACUACCAUUCUCAACUGCAUACGGCUGGUCAUAUUAUCGGCGUGGCGAUGGAGAUUCUCAUGCCGCAUAUGAAAGAGGUCAAGGCCAAUCAUACGCCUAAAGAGGCGGGUAUGGAAUAUGAGGGAUUGCUGUAUAACGAACAUAAGCCGGUGAUUCAGGCGAAGAUUGAUGAGUUGGUUCAGCAGGAUCUGCCUGUUAUUAUCUCAUGGCUGGAUGCCGGCACGGUUGUUGAUGAUCGUGCUAAGCCAGGCGAUGGUCCUGUUCGGAUGGUUAGUAUUGGUGGGCUUGAUCAGAGUCCCUGUGGUGGUACUCAUGUUGAGCGGACUGGUCUAGUUGGCUCUAUCAGUAUCCGGAAGAUUACUAGGAAAAGUGGGAUUAGUCGGAUUUCAUAUGAGGUAAAAUAG